Capra hircus (goat) is the source of this 6497-nucleotide messenger RNA. RefSeq names its product autophagy related 16 like 2 (gene ATG16L2). Gene Ontology annotation, molecular function: protein binding. The transcript has 18 exons. Gene Ontology annotation, biological process: negative stranded viral RNA replication; autophagosome assembly. The record is from RefSeq and is a predicted model, not a curated record. NCBI's taxonomy places the organism in Eukaryota, Metazoa, Chordata, Mammalia, Artiodactyla, Bovidae. Bases 128 to 1978 code for a protein of 616 amino acids. Gene Ontology annotation, cellular component: autophagosome membrane.
UACAAUCCGGGGAUUCCCCGCCGCGGCCCGCCCCCUGAUGUCACGGAGUCCCCUCGGGGCCCCGCCCCUGCCCGGCCGCGCCUCCCUCGGCUAGAACCGCGCGCGGUGCUGGCCGGAGAGGGCGGCCAUGGAGGGGCCCGGCGACCCCGGCGCCCCCGCCGCCCGCUGGAAGCGCCACAUCGUGCGGCAGCUUCGACAGCGGGAUCGAACGCAAAAGGCCCUAUUCCUGGAGCUGGUGCCGGCCUAUAACCGCCUCCUGGAGAAAGCUGAGCUGCUGGCCCGAUUCUCAGAGAAGCUGCAGCCAGAGCCAAACGAUGUCACUCCCUCUGUCCACCAGGGUCCCUGGGAGAAGGAGUCAGACCAAGGCCUCUCACCAGCAGCUCUGAGGGGGAAGUGGCAAGAGGAGGCGGAGGGGCUCCGGCUGGUGUGUGGAGAGAUGGCCUACCAGGUGGUGGAGAAGAGCGAGACCCUGGGCACUUUGGAGUCGCAGCUGGAGGAGCGGCAGAGCAGGCUGGCAGCUCUGAAGGCCCGCGUGGAGCAGCUGGAGGAGGUUCGGGCGAAGAAGGCCGGACAGGUGCACGCGCGGCGCGCACUGAAUGAGGAGCAGCGGGCAGCUUACGAGGCGCUGCGCGCGCGCGUCGGGCACCAGGAGGCGGCUCUGCGCAGGCUCGAGGAGGAGGCUCGCGACCUGCUGGAGCGGCUGGUGCAGCGUAAGGCGCGCGCCGCCGCCGAGCGCAACCUGCGCAAUGAGCGCCGGGAAAGGGCCAAGCAAGCGCGGGUGUCCCAGGAGCUGAAGAAGGCAGCCAAGCGGACAGUGAGCAUAAGCGAGAGCCCAGACACACUAGGCGAUGGGAUCAGAGAGGAAGCAGAAACUCAGGUCCUGGCUGCUCAGCCAGGUUACCUGGAGAGUGAGGCUGGUGAGAAAUGGAAGCGGCCCUUCAGGUCAGCCUCUGCCACCUCCCUGACGAUGUCCCGCUGUGUGGAUGUAGUGAAGGGGCUUCUGGAUUUCAAGAAGAGAAGAGGCCACUCAAUCGGGGGAGCCCCUGAGCAGCGAUACCAGAGCAUCCCCGUGUGUGUGACUGCACGACUUCCCACCCAAGCUCAGGAUGUGCUGGAUGCCCACCUCUCCGAGGUCAGUGCUGUUUCUUUUGGCCCCAACAGCAGCCUCCUGGCCACCGGAGGGGCUGACCGCCUCAUCCUCCUCUGGAAUGUUGUGGGAGGGCACCUGAAGGCCAACCAGACCCUUGAAGGAGCUGGCGGCAGCAUCACCAGUGUGGACUUUGACCCCUCGGGCUCCCAGCUAUUGGCAGCUACUUACAAUAAGGCCGCCCAGCUCUGGAAGGUUGGGGAGGCACAGUCCAAGGAGACACUAUCUGGACACACAGACAAGGUCACGGCUGCCAAAUUCAAGCUGACGAGGCACCAAGCGGUGACUGGGAGCCGGGACCGGACAGUGAAGGAGUGGGACCUCUGCCGAGCCUACUGUUCCAGGACCAUCAACGUCCUUUCCUACUGUAACGACGUGGUAUGUGGGGACCAUAUCAUCAUUAGUGGUCACAAUGACCAGAAGAUCCGGUUCUGGGACAGCAGGGGCCCCCGCUGCACCCAGGUCAUCCCUGUGCAGGGCCGGGUCACCUCCCUGAGCCUCAGCCAUGACCAGCUGCAUCUGCUCAGCUGUUCCAGAGAUGACACACUCAAGGUCAUCGACCUGCGUGUCAGCAAUAUCCGCCAGGUGUUCAGGGCUGAUGGUUUCAAGUGCGGUUCUGACUGGACCAAAGCCGUGUUCAGCCCAGACAGAAGCUAUGCCCUGGCAGGGUCCUGGGAUGGAGCCCUUUACAUCUGGGACGUAGACACUGGGAAACUAGAGAGCAGCCUUCGGGGAGCCCACAGCGCUGCUGUCAACGCUGUGGCCUGGUGCUACUCUGGGAGCCACGUGGUGAGCGUGGACCAGGCCAGGAAGGUUGUGCUCUGGCGCUAGCACCACGACUUCCCUGCCUGAGCUGAGGCUUUGGUCCGAAGCCUGAAGCCGGAGGAGUUCCCUGCUGCCCCAGACACUCCGGAGCUAGCAGCGGGGUGGGGGUGGCUCAGGGUGUUUAAUGGGUAGGAAGGCCUGGCAGGACCUGGCCUGUUGGUUUAAAAAUGUGUGGGUGGGUUUGGAAAGAGGGGAAUCACAGUAUUAUUGUUUUUUUUUUUUUCCUUCACUUUCCCAGCAAAAGUGGGAAAAAAAAGUGCAUUUAAACUGGUGUGUGCUUGCUUCUCUUCAGCCUUUAGGGAAUGGAGAAGCCUCUGGGCUGGAGGCAUACGGAGACCCAGGCUUGGCUCCUGUCCCUUCCAUACAGAGCCAGGGCGGAGCAGUCUGAUCAGGAGACAGCAGGAAGAAAGGCCCAGAGGCAGCAAAGGGCAGUGGCUUUUGGAGCUGUGGACAUUUCACCUGUGCUCCAAGACAAUCCUGGUCCUUGGGCUCUCUCUUCAGGUGCCCAGGGUAGACUGAGGCUGAGGAGGGACCAUGUGAGUUCUGAGAGAGGAGGCGCAACAGAGACAGCCUAGAGGGGGCCCUGUGGAAAGAAGCCUACAAAACCAGAGCGAUGUCAGGUACUCUGAAUACCAGGCCUGCCUUUAGACUGGGGCCAUGUUUGUGCCCCAGAGGCAGACCCUGGAGUGGGUGGGGAACACCCUCCAUGUGUGUCAGGGAGGACAGCCAUGGGCUGGGCCAGGGCCUUCACUUACUUUAGCAUCAGAUUUAAUCCACAUGACAAGCCUCUAGAGCAGACUUAGUAGGGUGGAACCUGGGCACCCCACUUUCUUCCCCAACCGAGGGCAUGGAGGAGGGUCAGCAGGACAGCCACUGCCAGUCACUGGGUGUCGAAGGGGACGCCUGUCUCUGAGUGAUGGGGGCUGACCUCUGGUGGUCUGCUUAGUUGAGAUUCAAAGGCUUUACUCUGGAACUCUCAGCCUCCUCCUUUUAUUACCUUACAGAAUCCUCCCUGGGGAUUCCUGAUGCCAGUCCCAGGGUUUCGGAAACCAUUUCCAGGAUGGGCAGGAGAGAGCUAACACCCUUUACUCUGUAGCUAGACUGUCAGGGUUUGAAUCUCUGCUCUAUUAUUUAGUAGCUGAAUGAUUUUGAGGAAGUUACCUUCAUGUCUUUGUGCCUUAGUUUCUUCCUCUGUAAAAGGGGCUGACAGUAGCAUCUACCUCAAAGAUGGUAGUAAGGACUCAGUGUAUUAGUAUCUGUAAAGUUCCUGGCGCACUGGAUACCCAAAUCUACACUCUGCUGAUCCCAGCCCACUCACCACCCUUGGCCCAGCUCUCCCCUGGGCUCUGGUGACAUACCCAGCUGCCUCCCAGGCAUCAUCUCUUCUCACACCCCACAUCUUCUUGGGCACCAAGGCCUGGGGCUGUUGUGUCUAACUCUCCAUUCCUGCUGCCACUGCAGGCCACCUUCUCCUAGACCUGCUCUCUCUCCAACCUAGACCCCUCUUUGCCACAGCCAGAGUGACUUUCUGAGGAUGUAUGUUGGUCACACAUCCGGCCCUUUGACGUUCUCUACUGCCUGCAGAGAAACUCCUUGCCCGCAGGAUGUGGCCCUGCUGGCCUCAGCUGCAUCUUCACCUCCUUGCUACUCUGCAGUGUGUCUCACACAGGGUUUUCUCUCUGUCCAGAAUGUUCUUCCUGCCCAGCCUCUAAUUCACAUUUGUCCUUUAGGAUCCCCUCACUGAGAGCCUUUCCUCACCUGCCAGGCCGGCUAGGAGCCUUCUCUAUUUCUGUGCCUCCCUGCUUUGGGUCUGCUUCUGUCUCAGUCAGGGAGCUCUUGAAGGAGGCCAGGAUGGGAGCAAAGCACUCUCUGGGAUCAGGCCUCAGAGCCACAGAGAAAGCCUCAGGAGAUGUUUAUUAAAUGAUUAAAUUCUCUUACUCGAGGACUCAGCAAGUCUGACAGUCGAAGUCUCUCGUGGCCACCAGGAGUCAGCAGCUGCCUAGGUCUGCCGAGGCCAUUCUCCCACCUCCUGGGGUGGAAAGACCAAUGCUUCCAGUAGCCGCCAUUACUGAGCUGUCAGGCCCUGUGCCUUCUAUCCAGUAUCUUACUUGUUCUCCCAACCACCUUGUGAUGUAGCUAUCUUACAGAUGAGAAAAUCAAGGCUCAGAGAGGGUAAGUGAUAUGAGGUCACCAGAGCUGGGACAGCUGGACUGUGGUCUUUUAACUUUUUUUUUUUUAAUAUCAGAGAAUCUGGGCUCCCAAUUAAGCAGAGCUAUAGGGUAUUCCCUGCCAUGCUCCAGCGGUGUGCUCACGGCCCCCACCACCAGGUGGGCGAUUCUAGCUCCCUGGGCUUCCCUGGUGGUCCAGUGGUUAGGAAUCCACCAGCCAAUGAAAGGGCGACCGGUUCAAUCACUGCUCCACAUGCUGCAGGGCAGCUGAGCCCAUGUGCCACAUCUACUGAGCCUGUUCUCUAGAGUCUGCGAGCUGAAACUACUGAAGCCUGCCUGCCUAGAGCCUGUGUUCUGCAACAAGAGAAAUCACUGCAAGGAGACACCUGUCCACUGCAACUAGAGAGUAGCCCCCUCACUGCAACGAGAGCAAGCCUACAUGUAGCAAUGAAGAUCCAGCAGUCAAAAAUAAACAAAAUUUUAAAAAAUUACGGAAACCCUCCCUGCAUCUUUUCUUCAUUCUGGCCCUGGGAGCCUAUGUCUGAGCCUGGACGGUUAGUAUCCUUUGAACUGAGGGACAUGCAGGGCUACAGGAGGGACGUGAACUCGAUCCUGGAAGGCUGUUACCAGUUCCACCAUCUGGGGCAAGGACCUCCCAGGACUGCAGUGGAGACUGCUUAGAGGACACAGAAGUGGUCAUUGGGAAAUUAUCUGACUCAACUCCUGGCACAAGUGCCCUCCAUUCCCCUCAAGCCUCCCGUUCUUCAUGGGGCAGCACACGCUUGCUUCACCUCAGGGAGCAUGUGCACACCUUAAUUUACUUGGAGGGAGUACUUCCUGAAGGGGCAAGUCUGGAGGGUCAGAGAUGGGCCCAGGCGUUCCAGGAAAUGAGGCAAGUGUGAGAAGAAGGGUUGGCAAUGCCACGCAGGGGAAGAUCUCGGAGGGGUGCCAGCUGGGCAGGCUACACCUCUAGUCUUUGCAGUCCUGGGCAGCAGAGCGGGCGGGGCCAGAACCCUGUACGGAAGACUGCUCUGGGUUUCCGUACUCCAGUCGCUACACAACCUACUCUGAGGUUGCUGGCCUGUUUGUUCCCUAAAGUCCAAACUGUCGCCUCUGGGACUUCCCUGGUGGCCCAGUGGUCUUUGCAAGGUAGGAGGUACAGGUUCGAUCCUUGGGCAGGGAACUCCACAUGCUGCAGAGCAACUGAGCCUGUACAAUGCAACUACUGAGCCCGUGUGCUCUGGAGUCUGAGCCACAGCACAAGACCCCGUGCAAUGCUACAGAGAUGCUGAGUGCUGCAGCUGAGACCAAAUAAAUAUUAAAAAAACCCUUCAAAACUGUUGUCCUUGCUGUCCAUACGGAUUGAGGUCGAGAGAGGAACCAGCAGAACUGGGAUAAGAAUCCAGGCUCCUGAUUCACUCUUCUCAAAACUGGACUCAGGUUCUGCAGAGGUGCUGACCCAUCUUCUGGAGGCCAGGUUCUAGGUUCCACUCCCAGUUGUCUUCCUGAGACCGUGGGCAAAUCACGGUGGGUGGAUUUUCCCCACCUGUGAGACCCUGUGCCAUGGCUCUGGGCCUCACCAGUGGGGACCUGGCUCUUCCCCGGGUUGGUGUACAGACAUGACUACCGCCUCCUCUGCUAGCCUGAGGCUUGAGAGGGAGAUGUGACAGAGGCUCUUGUCCUGGGCUCCUACUGCCCCCGGUCAUCUCCCUAUCCUGGGAGAGGCACCUUGGCUUCAAACUGCUGUUCCCAAGUCACCCCCACCAGACACAAGCCCUCUGGUGACAGGAAUGGGAACUGAGCCAUCCGUGUCUCCAGGACCAGAAUGUGGCCUGGGGCAGGAAGUUGCUGACUAGACAAACAGUGAUUGAGUAGAGGUGGUCCUGGACCUUAGAUCUGCUCUGGAGGAAUCCUGGUGGCACGAGGCGUGGCCCCAUCUGCAAUAUGUGAAAUGCUGUGUCUGGUACAGGCUGUUUUCUUUUUAUAGAUGUACAUUUCACUAGUCAAUAAUAUUUCAGCUUAUCUCUGCAUUAUCUUACUCGAUUCUCCUGGCUCUUAUGAAGCUCGUAUUGUCUUCUUCCCACUUUACAGAUGAGAAAAGCAAGGCCCAGAAGGGUGAAGGGAUGAGUCUAAGGUUACAGCUAAGUGAGGUAGCCCAGGGACUUGAAUACAGGUCUCUUGACCACUCUCCUGCUGUUCACAGGAGCAAGUGAGCGACAAGAAGCAUGCGUAUUUGUUUAGCACACUGUGGAAGAGGUGUUCCUUUCUGUUGUUUCAGGAUAACAUUCCAGUAAAGUAUUUCCAGACCAGGGCUCUCUGAAACAGACGGGGCAGAAGUAUUGCAUUUGUGUUUUCAG